Messenger RNA from Hordeum vulgare subsp. vulgare (domesticated barley), 2242 nucleotides. Its product is annotated as beta-1,2-xylosyltransferase XYXT1-like. Lineage: Eukaryota; Viridiplantae; Streptophyta; Magnoliopsida; Poales; Poaceae. Bases 352 to 2007 code for a protein of 551 amino acids. Gene Ontology annotation, molecular function: glycosyltransferase activity. The transcript has 6 exons. The record is from RefSeq and is a predicted model, not a curated record.
GCGUCGAAAAUACAAAACAAACAAUCCUUGUCUGUCCCCUCACCCCUGCUGCUGUUUGCUGAGUCGAGUUCUUGCCGCCCCAGACCCAGAUCCCCUUUUUCCCUUUUAAUGAUCCAAUCCACCGAAGCAGGCAAGCUUUCUCCGAUCAGAGCUUCAUCAUUCCUUUCCCUGCAAGCAUCCGCAUUCCACAGGGCAACGCGCGAGGCCCUACCGCCGUCUGUCGCUGCUCUGUCCCUCCAUGGUGCAGCGCAGCAGCAUACAAAGUAGCACUAGAAGAAGAAGGCCAGCAUAGAGUUGACUGCCAGUGCCGCAGCCGCACCAAGAACAGCAGGAGAGGAAGCAGGGGGAGCCAUGGGGUCCCCGAAGGCGGCCAGGAGCAAGGCGGGUCAGCUGGGCGGCAUCUGGCGCCGCAGGAUCGGCGCGCCCUUCGCCGCCCUCCUCGUGGCCGCCGUCCUUGUCCUCGUCGUCUUCACCGGCCGCUUCCCGCAGGGCCCCGACGCUUCCUCGCGAUUCACCCCGGUGCAUGUGGACGACUCAACCCCCGGGAUAGUGCGCGAUCGGCCAGUCGCCUCCACGGACCAAGACUUGGAGCUGGAGAUAUCUGAUUCGUCAAAGCAACAAGGGGAGGGGAACGACCAAAAAAUUGAACUUGAUGAAUCUUCCAUGGAGGCAAUGGAAGAGCAGAAACAGCCUCGAGAGGACACUCCCGAGACCAAACCAGCAUCUCAAGACACUACUCCAGCCAACUCCGACUUGGACGGCGAGGAAGGGAUGACGACCACGACAGCGCCGGCCCAAGAAGAGAGUAGUGAAGCUGGGGGAUCUGGUUCAGCACCAUACACCAAGUGCACACCUCCACUGAACUCAACGGUCUGUGACCUUUCCAACCCGCGAUUUGACAUUUGUGAGUUGUGCGGCGAUGCUCGCACCAUUGGUCAGUCAUCCACUGUCAUGUAUGUCCCACGCACACAAACUUCCGACAGUGAAGAGUGGAGUAUUCGAGCCCAGUCCCGAAAGAAUCUUCCAUGGAUCAAGGAGGUGACCGUCAAAUCUCUGAAUACCUCGCAACCAGCACCAAGGUGCACUUCCAAGCAUGCCAUGCCAGCUAUUGUAUUUGCCCUUGGUGGGCUUACAGCAAAUGUCUGGCAUGACUUCAGUGAUGUCCUUGUUCCACUGUUCCUCACUGCCCGCCAGUUCGACAGGGAUGUUCAACUCCUCGUCACAAACAACCAACCCUGGUUCAGCAAGAAGUACAUGACAAUCUUGAGCAAACUCACACGAUACGACAUCAUAGAUUUUGAUUCAGAUGACCAGGUCAGGUGCUAUCCGCAUGUCAUUGUUGGUCUGAGGAGCCAUGGUGACCUUGGCAUCUAUCCAAACUUGUCACCACAGAACUACACAAUGAUGGACUUCCGGUUGUUUGUCCGAGAAGCCUAUGGUUUGCCUGCAGCCAAGGUGGCCAUUCCCUACAAGGCUGAUAGAGAUGAUCCUGACAAGAAGCCCCGCAUAAUGCUAAUUGAUCGGGGCAAAACCCGGAGGUUCAUCAAUGCACCAUACAUUGUCCAAGGGCUGGAAUGGUUUGGUUUUGAGGUGGUCAAGGUUGACCCGAAGAUGGACUCUAGUCUUGAUGAAUUUGCCCGCCUUGUUGACUCGUGCGAUGCAAUCAUGGGUGCGCAUGGUGCGGGCUUGACUAACAUGGUGUUCCUGCGAUCAGGAGGAGUGGUGGUGCACAUUGUGCCAUAUGGGAUCGAGUUCAUGGCUGAUGGGUUCUAUGGUAAACCUGCACGGGACAUGGGCCUAGGCCAUGUCAAGUACGGCAUCAGUCCAGAGGAGAGCACGUUGCUGGAGAAAUAUGGGUGGAACCAUACUGUGAUCAAAGACCCUGAAGCCAUUAGGAGCAGUGGAUGGGAUAAGGUUGGGGAGGUUUACAUGUCCAAGCAAGACAUUGUCCUUAACAUGACAAGGUUUGGGCCUAUCUUGUUGAAGGCAAUAGAUUUCAUCAUGUAGGUGUUUGGGGUUUUGGCUGCGUGUACCUCUUUAUGCAGAGGCUGGGGUUAGGUUUUGAAAUUAUUGUUUUUGCUAGCUACUACAUUUUGACAGUUUUUACUAGAAAAAGAUACCUCACACUUCAAUUGUUUUUCGGGGAGAUGGUGUUUACUGCUCAUCCAGAGCUGAUGUAUAGGAUUGGAUGUGCAAGACUUAAUAAAUCACGAUGUGGAGUGCUGAGCACAGUUUUAUCUUA